This is a messenger RNA of Mya arenaria, 821 nucleotides long. RefSeq lists its product as uncharacterized. Lineage: Eukaryota; Metazoa; Mollusca; Bivalvia; Myida; Myidae. Bases 259 to 600 code for a protein of 113 amino acids. The transcript has 4 exons. The record is from RefSeq and is a predicted model, not a curated record.
UUUACCCACACUCACAGCAGCGAUAACUGUUGACAACCGGACAUUUUAUUGAAGCUUUAAGACUUAUUUGUGAAAAUGGUUAAACGAUGCGGAUGGGGAAUAUGUUAUGCGGAUGAAAGGUAUCCGGAGGGACUAAAUGGAGGCCGAUUUAAACGAUUUCCUACCUAUAAUCCGACAUUGAAAAGUGCAAAUGCUGGAUUAAAGCCUGUGGACGGCCACACGAGAAACUGAAUGUUAACAGGAUAAACCAGCACGAAGAUGUCUGCUCGAAGCACUUUCAUGGAGGAAAUGGACCAUCUAAAGAGUAUCCUGACCCAUUAUCAGCUGAUGGCUGGAGAAAAACAUCUUCAAGAAAACUCCACACAAAGCGGUCACUUGGAAAGGAAACUUAUGGCAGCAUUUAUACACAAAAUGCAAGUGUAUGCAUUUUAUACAAGAUAUCACAUGCCUAGAAAAGCUGAUCCAGGAUCCUGCAGACACUGUACAAGGAGUAGAAACACAGACCGAAUGUCCAUGGACAUCACCUUUGGAUAUGUUUGCAUUUACCGCUCAGAAUGCUUCCCUAAAAGAACAGUUGUCACAAAAAGAAGUCCAAGUUGAAGAAUUACAGUUUGCACUUUCAUCAAAGUGUUGUGAAAUUCAGAUUUUAAAGCAACUGGUGGGAAUAUAAACAAACUUUAAAUGUCGAUAUAUUUCUGCUCAAAGAAGCAAGAGUUAAAAUUUGUUUAAAUAUUAUACAGGAAUCAUAUGAUUUUAUUUCUGCUUCUUUGAUAUAAUUGAAUAACUGUUAGUUUAUUUAUGUUUGGAAUAAAGCAUUGUAA